Peronospora farinosa is the source of this 2946-nucleotide messenger RNA. NCBI's taxonomy places the organism in Eukaryota, Oomycota, Peronosporomycetes, Peronosporales, Peronosporaceae. The record is from the annotation of a GenBank genome assembly.
AUGGUGCAGGAUCAGCCGCCUCCUGCAGCUCUUCAGACGUGUAUGCAGUCCACCACCCGCUGGUUUCAGCUCGUCAUGUUUUUCGCCUUUGUAGUGGCUCUUGUGCUGGCCAUGAGCAGUUCUUACGACAACUUGAGUCCUGGUCUCAUAUGGGGUGGCUUACUCUCAAUCUUUUCUGUCUUUUUUGUCAUCUUGUCGUACGCCAGUGUACCCAGUUACCGUCAGCACCCAAAUCCGCUCGUGUUUUGGCGCACCAUCGCAGACGCCGUCUUUGUAAUGCAGCUCAUGGCACAGCAGUUUGUACGCUGUCUCUUCUUUGGCUGUGUUCCACUCUGCAACAGCACCAAUCUACAAUGUGGUUGCAGCACUGACACUGUCGCUAGCUCUACAUGCGACGCGUUUGCCGGUCUUUUCGAGUUCACGUUGCUUGCCUCCGAGUGCUGGUUCUUUUGUAUGACGGCCAAUCUGCUCAUGAGUCUCACGAACCCCUUUACGGACUUUAAACGGAACACGAGAAUGUUCCAUCUCGGCUCGUGGUUGGUGCCGUUCGUUUUUAGCCUCCUGCUCAUGAAUAUAGACGACUGGGCUGGAUACUCGGAUCUUGGUGUGUGCUGGACCAAUGCGCUGAAGAAUUUGGAGGCUGACGACAUGGCCAUCUGUCCUGUUGGAUACGAAGUCACGGAUAAUUUUUCCAAUGACUAUAAGGCCGUGAACGCCAACAUAAUUAGCUGGCUCUUCUUUUACAUCUGGAUGGGACUAUUCAUUAUUUUCGGCAUUGCCGUCUGGGUCUGGGCCUGGAAGAGGCUAAGUGAAGGCAUGCCCGAGACGUACGCGGUUCGAGUACAGAGCAUCCAUCGUGCCAGGUUUAAUGUGUUUGCAGUGACGUUCUACUGGAUUAUUGUAGUAAUCGUUUACAUCAAGUUCUUGUCCCGCGACCGCUCAAAACCGGAUAAGUCGAGCGAGCUCUUGAAUUUUCUUAUUGCGGGGAAAGGAUACCUUGAUCUGGUCAUUUGGUUCGCGUUGAACGAUUUUCACGUUGCACACUUUACGCGGUGUCUUGGAGAGAAUACAGACGAGAUUGACGUGGAUCUGAACCCGCAGGUGAAUGCGGCGUUGCGUCGAGAAGUGCUUUUCUACACCACGUCGGGUAUUAUUCAGGCUGUGCAGGCUGCAGAGCGUUUACCAGCGUCACAACGCAUCCAGCACUUGGCCUUGCUGCCACAGAUCAAGGCCAGUAGCAUUCCAGCUGCUGCGGCGUUCACUGCAGUUCCUGUUAGUGAGAGUGACAAUGUUGCACACCCAUCAGCAGCUGAUGCAGCUUAUCGCCAGCAGAUGCCGGCUGAUGGCGAACGCGAAGGAACAAAUGGUGCAACUGCUUUUGACGAGAACAUGCGUGUGGCUAAGAAUUCGCCUCGUACUAAGACAUUCCAUGACUACGAACCUCACGCAUUUAAGAAGAUUCGUGAACGAUUUGGUGUCAACAACGAUGCUUACUUGCAGGCGCUUUCGGCCACGGCCAAGGAGCGUCUGAGUGAAGGUGCAAGUGGAGCCUUUAUGUUUUUCUCAGCCGAUGGUUCUCUUAUCGUGAAGAGUACGAGCAAGGAAGAAUGCUCGUUUCUGCGCAGCAUUGCUCAGGACUAUGCCGAUUACCUGUGCGCUAACCCUCGCUCCCUAUUACUGCGCUUCUAUGGCUGUCAUUGUCUUGAGUUGUACGGCAAACAGUUCUCAUUUGUCGUCAUGGCGAAUCUUUUCGAUACCGACCAGGUAAUCCACUCACGUUAUGACAUUAAAGGCUCGUGGGUGAACCGCCACGGCGACCUGCCGAAGCGUGGCAAAAAGGUGACAUGUCGUCAUUGCAACCGCAAGUAUAUGUAUCAGAACUCAGCCCCCGAGAAUGCCAACUGCACGGUUCGGCUCGGGGGGCACGAGCCAAAUGUGGUGUUAAAAGACUCGGACCUUACACAGAAACUUAAUCUCGAUCGUGAUGUGGCACUGGAUCUGUAUCAGCAGCUCUGCGCUGACUCACAGCUACUAUGCUCUUUUGGUAUUAUGGACUAUUCGCUACUGAUGGGUAUCAACGAAGUCGAGUAUGUGGUGGAUGAAAACGACACAAUCGACGAAUCUGAUGUGACCAACACACCGCUCCAGUCUAAUGUACAAGGCACGAAACCUGGAAGCAAUCUGCAACGGUCUUCAGUAUACAAUCCGUUUACUGAAAAUUCGAUGAUGGACUCACGCAGUGGCGGUGCGCAGAAUUUGGCAAGAUCGAAGAGGCCAUCUGCAGUGCAGGCUACAUUUUCGAAGCCUCUGCGCCACGCAAGCGUAUCAUCGAACGUUGGGUUUCACAACACCCGCUCGGCGCUCGGCGAGCCAGUGAUGCAGCGAAAGGCGUCAAAGCCGCCUGAAUAUUCACACACCCCGAGCCGCAAAGGGCGUGUUGAAAGUACUACGUCUUCGUCUGGAAGACGGCUUCCCCGCUCAGGGAUGCGCAUGGCGAACACAGUUGUGGGCCCAGCUUACUACCACCUUGGUGUGAUUGACAUUCUGCAGACAUGGACAUAUCAAAAGCGUAUGGAGCGCUUCUUUAAGAUUGCUUUCAGAGGCGUAGACGGAGACGGAUUGUCUGCUAUCUCACCGAAGUUAUAUCAGGCACGUUUCCAGCUCAAGAUGGCUGAUAUUCUUGGUGUCGAAGACCUCGUUAACGGCGACCAUGAUUUGUUCACACAGCAAAACGCACACAUGGAUGUGGACACUCAGCAAGAGGACCAGCAAUUUAAUGUUCACUCGAUUCGAUCACUGGCAUCGUCUGAACUUGUAGCUAUUAAUCCCCUGGACUCGCAUUACAACAGCCGUUCGUCUUUAACCUUGCGACAGCGUAGCACGGAAAACUCACAGUCCGUCGGCCAAGACACUGAGGAGUACACAGGCAUCGAUUACCACUUGUAG